Xyrichtys novacula (pearly razorfish) is the source of this 5010-nucleotide messenger RNA. NCBI's taxonomy places the organism in Eukaryota, Metazoa, Chordata, Actinopteri, Labriformes, Labridae. The record is from the annotation of a GenBank genome assembly.
GUCACUCACCAGCGACUCAGAGGCCGUUUCGCACCAGCAUGUUAGCAGCGUGAAUGUUGUCAAGUUGAUCACAAAGUUGGGUGUUCACACCUAUUUUCUAUCAGACAGUCUCCAGAAUGGCCUCUAAACGACUGUCAGAAGAGUGUGGCAAAGUGGGGGAUAAGAAAAAGAAAAAGAAGAGUUGUGUGGAAAGAGCUGAACUUUGUGCAGUUCUGGAGGAAGAGCAGGUGAAAAAGUCCGUGAAGGAGGCAUGGAGCCAGAGGAGUCCCUUCAAACAGGGUUAGUGAUUAAACAAACAGCAGUAUCACUUUCUCUUUAUCUCGGUAACUCGUUGGCCUGUUUCUUUUCCUCGUUGCUUUGUCAUUAUUUUGAAUUGUUAUACAUCCACUUUAGAUGGAGAGAUUGUUUUGUUUCUGUCCUGCAGGAAAUCUGGAGCUGGACUGUCAUCCUUUCCCUCACUGCAUUAUCAGGAAUUUCCUGAGCAGCCAGACUUUUGUUGACAAUCUGCAGAAAGAACUACUGGGACUUAACUUCCAUGAGAAAUCAAAUGAUCUGUACAAGUUUAAACAGGUGUGUAUCCAAGUAAACCAUUUACUGAUGCUCUUCUGAAGGCUUGCAUUGUUGUGGUAACUUUUGUUAUUGUUCUUUUUUAGUCAGAUGACUUGAAGAAGAGAACUGAGCCACAUAUUGCAGGACUGAGGUAAAGAAACAUGGACAUUCUUUUUCUUUUGAGACAGGUGAUGCAUGGUGCUGUGAGUUUUUCUUUUGAUCAGAUUGCAGAGACAGAGGACGUGAGGUUUUGGCCAUUUGAGCAGCGAUCAUAGUGUGUGACCUAAGAGGAAUUUGAAUUUGAAUUUAUUGAAGGGUAGCCCCAUUGAGAUGUAGUAUCUCAUUUUCAAGGGGGUCCCUAAACAAACAUACAUAGAACUCAGGACACAUUGAAAUACAUUAACAUACAUAAAAUAUAACAAAUACAGACAUCUUGCUCACCUGACUCCCACACACAACCCCAACCAACAUACGCAUAACAUAAAAAGAUGACAAAAUUUAUUAUCAAGGAAAAAUAAUGUGAACAUGAAUGCAAAAAAGUAAAGAAAAUAAAUCAAAAACUUGAGCAAUUUUUUUGAGAUGAGAGAGUAUAAUGCCAUUCUGAAGUGAUAAAAAGAAGUAAUAGAACACAAAGAAAGAGGUGCGUUAUUCCAAUCUGAUGGGGCUUUCUACUGAAAUGAUUUUUUGCCAAGAUGAAGAUAGGAACAAAGAAAAAUGGGUAGUUCAUAUGUCUAAGAGAGUAUGGGGAGUUUAUUGGAAUAAAGAGCUCUUUUAAAUAUGAAGGGCAAUGGAGAUAAAUACAUUUAAAAAGGAAAUGAAGCCAAUGAAAUUGCUGUGUUGAUUUGGGUUGUAGCUAGUUCAGUGAGUCAAACAUAAAGCAGUGAUGUGUUCUAAAAGGACAUCUCAAAACAAAUCUACAUAAGGAGUUAAAUAAUACAGCCAGGGGUUUGAGAUGAGAGUCUGAAGUAUUUUAAUGAACUAUAUCAGCAUAAUAAACAAGUGGUAAUAUCAGUUGUGAUAUUAGUUUUAGGAGAAUAAACAUGCUAUUACACGAGACAGCCUAUUCUGUGUUUCAGAGAUAACCUAAAUAGAUGAUUUGUAAUAUAUUCAGCUGAUUCACUUCCAGCCCUGUUCAUCUGUUUUGUUUAUCUUUUUUGUCCUCAUUACUGAUCUUAGCGUUUUCUUCCAAAAGCUGAUAUUAUUGGCUCUUGUGCGGUCCAACAAAACGUCCUCCCAAAUCUUGUGGUUUUAUAAAGGUCCUAUAAAGGUUUUAUAAAGUACUUUGCUGCUUUCACCACAAGCGGUGAACAGGAGUGGUCGUGAGACAGUUUUGGUUUCGUUAGUGUGCUCCACCAGGGGGCGCCAGAGAUCAUUCAGGCCUUCUGACAAGAGUAUAUCCUUUAUUUAGUGGUGUUGAAUCUGAAAGCAUCAGCAUUUGGCAAGACAAAAACAGGGAUGGUGGAACACUCAGAGUCACAGCAGUUUGAAUAUAAGGGCUUCACUAAAUCAUAAGAAACAUAGCUGCUGUAUAAUUAUGAGGAAGUAAGGGCUUUUAUGUCUGUCCAUGUUAAGAGUUUGAACUGAGUCCAACAAAAAAUUACCACAAUGUAAAAAUUAUGAUCAGUAUGUUCUAGAUUAUCAGCUUUGAGACUUUAACAUUUUCAGUAAAUAACCUCCGAACUUCCCCUUGUAUUUGAAGAUAAUGCUCUUUUUAUCGUCACAGUUAUGACAUGCUAUUUUUGGAGGGUAGAAACAUGCAUUCUCCUCAAAAUACUUACUUGUGGUGAUACAGAGCUGCACCUACUGAAGAAACAGAGCCCUGGAGAAUAAAUACCAUAAUUAGAUACACAAUAAUGGCCUCCUCUUGUGGUCAUCUAUUAUUUAUGCAACAACAAAAUGUCAUGGUAGGUUUGAGCAGUCCAACAAUCUGUGUACUUGCUGAGGCUUAGUCAAGGUUAAGGGUUUCCGCAUUAUUGUCACCGUCAAUACAAAAGCGGAUUGCACAAUGAAACCCUGCUCAUAUUUUAUGUGUUUUCAGGGCAGCGCUGUUUGGGCCUUUCUGCUCCUGGCUUGGGGAAGUGUUGGGGGUUGAACUGGAGCCCACUGUGGAUAUUUCCUGUGCCAAAUAUGAACACACAGGUAGGCUUUAUUUUAUUUUAUUUAUUUUUUGAUCCUGCAAAGAGGGGCUGUUAUAUUUCCAAUUUUUGAUGAGUCACCUAAUCAAAGUUUUCCCUUUUUAUAUACACAACAUUCUCCUUUGUUUCUAGAUGUUCUUUUGUGUCAUGAUGAUGAAUUGGAGGGGCGGCGCAUUGCUUUUAUCCUGUAUCUCGUGCCUCCGUGGCAGAGCAGUGACGGUGGAACCCUGGAUCUUUACACAACAGACAGCAAGUAUUCCACAGUGUGUGUGUGUCUGUGUGUGUGUUUUGUAUAUAUUUUCUCUGUGUAAUCUUCAUCUUUAUUUUUGUCAGGUAAUUUACAGCCUCAAAGCAUCGUCAAGUCUCUGGUUCCCUCUUUGAACACACUUGUCCUUUUUGAAGUCUCUCCAGUCUCUUUUCACCAGGUGGGAGAAGCCCCUCCUUUUUUCCUGUAGUUGAAAACACAGAACACCACCUGUGAUUGCAGAUUGAAAGCAUGAAAUGUUUUGUUGUUGUUGUUUUUGUUCAGGUGUCAGAAGUUUUGGCACAAGACAAGUGUCGCCUCUCCCUGAGUGGCUGGUUUCAUGGACAGUCUUUGGAUCGGCCCCCUCGCCACAUAGAGCCUCCUGUGCCGCGAAACCCGCACCUACCAAGAGAUGUAAGUGUGGUGAAAGAUGUCAAAGAUGUUUACACCUAUAUUUGACUGAGUGAAAUCUCGACACAGUUUAAUUGCUGAUUCACUGUUACCGGUUACUAAGCUUAGCAGAACAGCUUGAAAAUGGAAAAUGGCCUUUUUGCAUCUGAAGGCAACACAAUCUACCCAACAGGAGUUUUAUCCUUGUAUUUUAUACUGAUGUGUUAAAAAUAAUAUUGAAGUUUUGUGGGAGGUUAUCUUAGGGCCUCUCUCUUGUCUGGUAGCAGUAACUUCCUUGGCUAGGCUCUAAUUGUUGACGUAACACUGGAAUUCUGAAUACAAAGAAAGUUCAUACUUUAUAAAGACCAUGUGUACAAAACCUUGUGCAAUUUUAUGUUAAAGGAAACGUUGCUGUUUGAAUGGAUCAACCCAGUGUACCUGGACAUAUCUUACCAGGAGCAGGUUCAGGAGGAGUUUGAGGACAGCUCUGAAAUCCAGCUCAAAGAUUUUCUGAAGGUAACUUCUGACUCAAUUUCUCUCCCUUGAAUGUGUCCACUCUUGUAUGUUGUCUCAUGACAGCUCUGUCAUACAGGAGGACAAGUUUAGGGAGGUGAGUGAAGCGCUGAGACUCUCUCAGAUCCAGUGGACGAAGAGAGGUCCGCCCAAUAAGAGGUGUGUCGUACUUCACAGAUCAUUUUAACAGUAUAUACUUGUUUUUGUCUUAUUUCAAGAUCCUGAUCAGGUGUCUUGUGCAUUUAGGUGCUAUGAAACUGCUUCUCUGGAUACUCUGCCGCAGUGUGUGAGUGCAUGCUGGGAGCUUCUUCAUUCAGAGGCCUUUUUUCUGCUUCUCUCCAACUUCACCGGCCUGCGACUUCACUACCUGUGUCCUAAUGAUGAUGACGAUGAGGAAAAAGAUCAAGUAAAUCAAGAGAAGAAUGAGAAUGAGGGGGAACAAAGUAGAGAAGCAUCAGGAUCUGCAACUGGAACAUCAUCAAACAUGAGCACAGAGAAAGGUGUGGGUCAGUAUGAGCUGAUCUUCUCAGCCACCAUUGUCGUAUUUGUUUUGAGUUGUGUUUGUUCUUCAGAGCCAAGAACUCCUGUAUGUUGUGGUGAGGUACGUCGAUGGUCUCAUGGAAGCUACACUCUGCUACACGAUGGAGAGGCAUCCCAAGCAGAGUAUGCUUUAGAUCUUGUUUUGCCUUUUGGUUGUGCUGGUGAGUCUGCAAACACACACACACACACACACACCCACACACACACACACACACACACACACACACACACACACACACACACAGAAAUACACUCAAAAAUUAGAGUGAGAACACUGUCAAUCAAUAUCUGGACCUCAUGAAACUUUGUCUUUCAUAGAUUGGCAGUCAGAGUUUGGGGGCUUCACAUGUUAUGUUGCUAAUGAAGAGGAUGAGGAGGUGAGUAUUUGACACGUGUGAGUAUAGUACACGUAGUACACGUGUGACCAGUACUACAAUAUUUAUUCACAUCAUUGUUUCGUUUUCUUCCUCACAGCUUCUAACAGUGUAUCCAGAGGACAACUCUCUUGCUCUUGUCUAUAGAGACAAAGAAACCCUCAAAUUUGUCAAGCAUGUCAACCACAACAGCUCUGGCACUUCUACUCGCCGUGAACUGUAUGACUUCUCUUUUGUGUAUUAUGAAUAAAUUAUAUUAUCCGUA